CUGUCGCUGUCAGUGUCAACGCAGAUUUUCCACCAUCAGCAUCGUGAAAUUCGCAAAACCCAUCAUUGAAAUCAAUCAGUCGUCCAGUGGUAGUGGCUUUUCCUCAUCCGUCGUGAUUGCGAUUUUUUUCGUCGUGUUAUCGCCGAGGUGGUGUGUCCAAAUGCAUCGAGCCUAGUUUUCCCUUGACGAAGUAAUAUACGGUUCUCCAUUAUGUCUCUUGGUGCGUGAUCGGAUUAUCGACAGUGGCAAAUCCGUGUUGGAACGCGUUCUUCGAUGAAGUCGUACUCGAGGGAAGGAAAAGUGUUUUUGUGAAGUACCUACUCUGCUACUUGGCGAAGAAGAAAGACACUCAAUUGUGGAAUAUUUUCCCGAUAAGAAAAAGAAAAAAAAAUUGGUUAUCAUCGGACUGCAGUGAGUCAUCAUUAUUGUGCUCUUAUCCGGAGGAUUUCUGAGGGCACCAGUGGAUGAUCUUUGCGCAAUAUAUUAUUGUUAGUUUGGGGCAAGAAUAAAAAUGUUGCGUAGCAAUUAAUCGGACAGAAACUGGUGCUCAGAAAGUGGGUGCAACUGUUGGCGAAAACCUAAGGAGGAGGUGGAGUUGAUUUUUUAAGUUUGGGGAAGAGAAAGGAAGAAAGAAGGUCAUACGGACAGAAAGAAGAAAACAAACAGUGGAAAAAGAGAAACAGUUCAACAUACGAGCAAACAUAAAAAGAACGAGGGCGCUAGCAGCAACAGAGCUGAAGCACACAAAUCCAAAGACAUUUGCGUGGAAGCUUGCUGGAGUUUGAUUUGUUUUCAAGACUGGAUCAUUAGGGAGGACGGUAGAAAUGAAAAAGUUUAUCUCCAAGUUCGAGAACAAAAAUGAGGCAACUCCGAGCAAGGAAACGAAUAGUUUUGUUGGCAAGACAUUUAAGUUGAGCAAAGACAAUGUAGUGACUGUCGAGGAAGUUCUUGCAGAGGGUGGAUUCGCUGUGGUGUUUCUAGUCAAGGGCCACAAUGGCCAAAGAUACGCGUUGAAGCGGUUGUAUGUAAACAACGAACAUGAUUUGGGAGUGUGCAGUCGGGAGAUAAAGAUAGCCAGUAAUCUUAGUGGCCACAAGAACAUAAUCGGAUACAUUGACCAUAGCAUUAAUCCCAAAGGUAAUGGAGUCCACGAGAUUUUGUUGUUGAUGCCUUACUGCAAGACCAAUUUGCUCACACUGAUGAAUGCUAGGAUUCCAAAUGGUUUCAGUGAGCAAGACGUUCUGCAGAUAUUCUGCGACGUAGCAGAAGCCGUUGCUCGGUUGCACCAAUGCCAAACUCCUAUCAUACACCGGGAUUUGAAGGUGGAAAACAUCCUUCAAAAUGAUAUAGGGAACUUCGUUCUGUGCGACUUUGGCUCAGCUACUGCUCGGGUAUUAAAUCCCAAUACUCACGGAAGAACAUUGGUGGAAGAAGAGAUACAAAAAUAUACAACACUCUCCUAUAGAGCCCCUGAAAUGAUUGAUCUAUUCUUGGGACAAGAUAUUACUGUAAAGGCGGAUAUAUGGGCACUAGGAUGUCUUCUCUACAAACUGUGUUUUUUUACGUUGCCUUUCGGGGAGAGCGCUCUUGCUAUUCAAGGUGGACACUUCAGUAUACCAGAUAAUUCUAAGUAUUCCAGAGAAAUCCAUCAACUCAUUAGGUAUAUGUUGGAAACGGACAUAGAGAAGCGUCCAAACAUCUAUCAAGUGUGUGAAGUCGCAUUUAAAAUCGCAGGCAGAACUAAUCCAGUGAGAAACCUUACCAAAUCUACGGUUCCUGGUGUGGAAUUCCUAAUCGUUCCUCCUUAUGAAAGCGAAACAAAGCGCAUUCCAUCCGCUACAGGUGCAAUUUCGAAAACAACGAAACAACCGAUCAGCUCCGGUCUGGAAGGUGGCACAUCGGUCGCUCCUCGGCAGAGACCCAAGGCAUCUCAAACGGCAGCCAACAACAGUUUUUCCUUAGGACUUCCUUUAAAUCCUUCUCCUAAGAAUAUUCUAUCGUCGCCAGUUCCUGGUGCAGCUCCAUCGAUCCCGCUCGAUCAACCCGGCCCUCCCGUGACUGCAGCCCCAACAGAGCCUUUCGUUGCAAAAUUUAGUGCUAACUUUCCUCCACCACCAGCGCAGGAAAUCCAAAGUAGUAACCUAUUUCAAUCAACUUAUCCAGAUCCGUUCCGAGAAGUGGACUCUCAAGAGCUUGGUACUCCCCACGCAGUGCACCCAGAGCAGAACGUACCGGUACACGAUACUUCGGCAUCUUCAUCCGUUCUGCAAUCCCCUAGUCACGCCUCCGCGUCAUCGCAGUCCGACACUCCACUCGGUACCGGAACUAGUUCUCUACUCCCUUCGAAACAGCCUAUAGUCGGCCACCGUCGCAACAUGAGCGAUACGUCUGCAUUCAACAAAGCAUACACCACGGAAACCUCCCAGUUCCUGGCCCCUUACGAUGUAUCGUCAAAUAACUACCAACCCCCACAAAGUACGUUGGGCAGCAACGGAUCCGAGCAGAACCUUCACUCCAUUCCGGUCACUUUGGAAUCACGGUCUUCGAACCCUCAACUAAACCCAACCGGAAUCGCAACCCUGAAACAGCAACCAUGGAACCCUUUCGGUGAUCCAACGCCUUUCAGCCAGAUGACAGAAGAUCACAUAUUUGGUGAGGAGUUUGACAAAAUACGACAACAGGGCUCGCAGGGUAGUCUAAAAACACCACCGGAAUCAACUUCUCGGCAUCCGUCACUGCCCCAGGUCCAACCUAUUAUGACUCAGCCUGUUCCCGCGCUACCGCUCCAAUCACAAUUCUCCCCGGAGAACAUUCCUCCGGAUACUCCGGAGGACGAUCCUUUCAGCUCAGCGCCAUUUUCUUUGCCCGUCCGAGACAAGAACCGUUCACUCAAGCUUGGUUCCAAGAAAGUCAUCGUCAUCGAUGGGGGUUUCUCCACCCAACUAGCCACCCACGUCGGACAGUCCAUAGACAAGGAUCCUUUAUGGAGCUCGCGAUACAAUGCCACAAAUCGUGGCGCCGUUAUGGCAACGCACAUGGAUUACCUAAGAGCUGGGGCUGAUUGCAUCCUCACCAACACUUACCAGGCCUCUAUCGAAGGUUUCAUGGAUUUUCUUGAUCUAAGCGAAGAGGACAGUAUCAACUUGAUUAAAUCUACGGUCGACCUGGCGAAAAUGGCACGGACCCAAUAUCUCGAGGAAAAAAGGGACAAUAAAUCCCACAAAAUUCCGUGGGUUGUUGGCUCGAUCGGUCCCUAUGGAGCUCAUCUUCAUGAUGGAUCUGAAUAUACUGGAAGCUACGCCGACACGGUCCCAUUCGCACGGAUUCAGAAUUGGCACCGGCAGCGAAUCAACGCGGUUAUCGAGGCGGGUGUUGAUGCUCUGGCAAUCGAAACAAUCCCCUGCCGGAUGGAAGCGGACGCGCUGCUAGAACUGAUGACGGCCGAACAUCCAACGAUUCGGUUCUGGAUUUCCUUCCAGUGUAAGGAUGGAUCCACGUUGGCACAUGGAGAAAGUUUCGCCGAAACGGCAAUCGGAUUGUGGAGUAAGGCUCGUGCUUUAAAAAAUCCUAAUUUGCUUGCGGUAGGAGUGAACUGCGUUCAUCCACAGUAUGCCAUUCAGUUACUGAAAGCAGUCAAUGACCGGAGGCCGGACGAGGACAAGAUACCAUUGAUAGUGUAUCCCAACUCGGGCGAAAUAUGGAGCGCAGGGAUGUGGACAGGGCAGGACGACUGCAUUCCUCUGGAGACUUACGUACCACAGUGGAUCGAACUUGGGGCGAAGUUCGUCGGAGGAUGCUGUCGGACCAAUGCGAGAGACAUCAAGCGCAUCAAGAAAACGGUGAUCAAUCUGUACGGUGGUCGGAGUGCAUAGGAGCAGGAGAACGAUGACACCGAGGAAGCUGCUGGCAAGCUAUGAUCGGACGGUCGUCAAUCUUCUUCUUGUUGAAGCGCCAUUGUAUUAACAAUCGACAAUAUCGUGAACCAUGAGGGCUACUGUAGUCUGUCUGAGCAAUUUCAAUGAAGUGAGUCUAAAGCAUAACACCAAGGGGUUCUACAGAAGAUAUAUGUAGCAGGUAUUACUUAAAAUAACAAUAACUUCACGAUGUUAGUGAUCGCCGAUUGGUAGUAUUCAAAAAUGAGUUAUUGCACUGCUAUUUACCAUCACCUGAACAGAGCUGUUAGUAUUAAUUGAUUAAAGGUUAGUACAUUAAUCAAUGCACAUAAAAAUGACACGCCACCGAAGCGGUGUGGCGUAGUGAAGAUGCCGAUAUGAAUAUGGUGUGACAGUUAAAGUAAAAUUGGGGAAGCCUAUUUCGAUAAGAUUAGAUUCACAUUGUCCUACAUCACAGACGUCGGGAGAAUGGCACAAUGUGAAUUAAACCUUAAGUAAAGCAACGUCGAGUGUGAUUGUAGAGCAUCCGAAAGCUAUAUUUUUCGUAGGAAAAAGAGAUGCAAUAAUUAGUGUACAUAUGCUUAUAUACAUAUAUGAAUUAUUACAAAUGCAGAAGUAAACCAUAUAUUUACACAUUUGUUGUUCCUGUUUUAUGACACUUCCGCGUUCUGUCACUAGAAAUCGUUAUAAACAAAAAAAAAACAUCAUGAUACUGUCCAAUGAAUAGUAAUGUGUCUCCCCUCAUCGGGUCAUAUCAUCGCCAUUAUGUACGCAACAUAAAGGAAAGGUUCGUCAUCUAUUUAUGGAUUUGAUUAGAUUUCAUGACAAACAAGCCUUUCUUCUCAAGUAUUAUUUAAUUCAUUCAAUAGAUAGUCCCUGUAAACUAUGAAAUCUUUCAUAGUUGUAUAGCCUCUUUUGUGUGGAAAUUGGCCUAUGAAUUAAUUUAUUUUGUAACCAUAAUCGCAAAUUAUUUUGCGCAUUUUCAGCGAAACAUUGCAAUAUUCCCGAGAUUAUUACCUUCAAAACUUGCAUCGUUCUGAUACUUAAUCGUGUAUGUGCACUAUUUGUAUCAUUGAUCAUUAUGCCAUGUUUGUUAUUAUGUUAUUUUCUCUUUGAACCAUUAUUCUGUCACGCAAAAUUUUCAAUCCCCAACAAUCCUCCAGAAUUUAGAUACCUAUAUUAUGAUUGACAUAUGCAAAUAAUUUAAUAUUCUAACUUCCUUCGGUUCAUGUAGAUAUGUUUUUAUCAAUCCAGUUCUAUUUGCUGGAUUUUCACAUUUGCCUGUGUUAGUUGAAAGAAUGGCUAAUUGUCUUUUCAAGCUUUUUUAGCUGAUUUACUACGCGCUUGGAUCUUUUUCCAAUUACGUGCUUGUAGAUCUAGAGAUCUUCACCGUUGAAUGCUAUACAUCUCGUCUUAUAAGCAAAGUGACCAUUCAACACGAACGGAACAAGAACCAGAAUGAUGUUGAUGACCCAGUACAAUGUCUGCUAUCAUUACCAAAAUAAUUUGAAAGGAGUAGUCAAUCGUAUUAUCUGGUUAUUAUCGGGCGAUUGAGAAAUUGUGCAAUCAGAUUCUUUCUUACAGCAUAUCAUAAUUUCAGUAAAUGUAAUUGUGUCGAUUAUAUAAUCCGGUCACUUAUCACCGUUCAUUAUUUUCGUUUAUCUCUGUUCAUACCCAUACGUCCCUUUCUAGUCUUAGUUAUCCCUGAAAUUAGUAUGUUAUAUGUAUUACACCUGUAUAAGCCGCACCAAUAUGAGCCACGUCCGUUCAGAGGAUUCAAAUACGUUUGAAAACGUGAUUGCGUUGUUAUAGUUCUUACUGCACCAUUUCAUGGUGUUAGUUGUUUUGUUGAUCGCAUUUGUUUAGUUUUGUAAUUUUUUCUUUAGGUUAUACCACUGUAAAUAUUUCUUUUCAAUAAUUUAUAAAUAGGAAUAUGUUUUCAUUUUUCUCCUCAAAUCAAAUCACAGUGUGAUAUAUGUAGCAGAGACAUUGGAAAUCACAAAAUAGAUAUUUAUACACAAUAGCCACGAUAGCACUAUAUGUCAUCGCUGCUGCAAACAAGAUUCAAUUGUCAUGCAAAACACACCAGAUAAGGCUUGUGGUCAACAUUCGAAUUUGUUGGUGACGGAAUUUAAUUGAGCUCAAUCGAAGAUAAGAGACAAGCCAUCACAUAUAUCUUCUAUUCCUUAUCGAGAUAAAGCUAAUUACAUAAAUGAUACAUAAAUCGAUAAAAAAAAUCUAAAGUGCUGUUAUACAGAAACUGGCGAACAUCAUUUUAAUCUUCUUAGUGUGUAUGAACAGUUCUGCGAAUUCCUAAUCCCUUCAUAUCUAGACCAAAUAAUUGGAUUGCCCUAGUUUCAAUUGAUCUACAAAUCAGGAACAAAAUGUUUAAAAUAAAGUACCCCUUACGCUAUCAUUAAAUGCCAUCGCAAAAGCGUUGGUGAUAUUCACAUAAGGAAGAUGACAGCUUGGGCAAGUUUUGUUUUAUUGGCAGGGGGUUUUCUCAGACCUACUUAUAAUAAAUUUGACUAUUUUUUUUGUACCUACAGCAAAUUUUUUUCGCCUAAUUUUGAAGUUUGUUCAACAAAAACCCCAAUGUCAAGAAAAGAAAAAAGCCAAAGCCUUCAUUUUCCCUACAUAUUGUUGCUAAUUGCGGCAAAUUCCUUAUUAACUAAAGAUUUUGAUAUAUUGAAUUGCAACCAAUCGCGUUGAAAGAUACCCUACCCUAAAAUUAUCCAUACACUCUGAUAUAUUAUUUGAGCGAAUCGACAUUUUGACAUCGAAACAGCCCAAAAUAACAUGAAUAUCGAUAAACAG
Messenger RNA from Armigeres subalbatus, 6710 nucleotides. RefSeq names its product AP2-associated protein kinase 1. Lineage: Eukaryota; Metazoa; Arthropoda; Insecta; Diptera; Culicidae. Gene Ontology annotation, biological process: protein phosphorylation; S-methylmethionine cycle. The record is from RefSeq and is a predicted model, not a curated record. The coding region runs from base 825 to 3872 and encodes 1015 amino acids. Gene Ontology annotation, molecular function: protein kinase activity; ATP binding; S-adenosylmethionine-homocysteine S-methyltransferase activity. The transcript has 2 exons.